CUUGCUCACGUAUACACAUAUUAAACUAUAAAUAUACAGCCAUUUACCUGUUCUUACAUAACCAAACGUCAGCUAAUAUAGGGCAAUGUCUGAAACUAAAGUGAUCUACUCUGGUUCUACGGAUGAAGCGUGUCCAGAAUUGUUUAAUAUCCAGGCAAAGCCGCCAACGCCAAAGGAAAGUAAGAAAGGACAGCUACCAGAUGAACUCAUUCGGCAGUUUUUUGAGGAAGGAUAUUUGGUUGUUGAUGACUUCUUCACGAGAGAAGAAUUAGAUGCAUGCAGAGAAGAUUUGAAACUUAUGGUAGAAGAACUUGCACAAAAACUACACAACGCUGGAAAGAUAAAAAAGUUAUACAGAGACUAUGGUUUAUUUGAGAGACUAACGAUGAUAGAAAAAGAGUUUCCUGGCUCAAAUAUUCUUUUACACAAAAUGAAGAAAAUGCCAAAGUCUUUCUGUGAUUUGUGGUCGAACGAGAGGAUUUUGAAUGUAAUGGAACAGAUACUCGGUCCAGAUAUCAAGGGACAUCCGGUUUGGAACAUUCGAACCAAAACUCCUCAAAACGAGGCUACAACUGUGCCUUGGCACCAAGAUGUUGGUUAUUUGAAUAAUGAAUCUUACAAAGUCCUUCAGCCGACCGCAUGGAUACCGCUACUUGAUACAAACGAAGACAACGGGUGUUUACAGGUGGCCAAACGUGGUCAUAAGACAGGAAAAGUAGCAGAUCACCAGUGUUGCCAUGGAGGUACAUGGUAUGUUAUGUUGGAAGAAGAAGAAAUGAAAAGAAAGUUAGAUAUAGAUUUAGAAAAUGACUUGAAGAUAUGCCCUAUUCCUUAUGGAGGCAUGCUGUUGUUUAACAAUCUUGUUCCACAUAGAAGCCUACCAAAUAUGUCAAAUAAAAUCAGAUGGAGUCUUGACCUUCGAUGGCAACGACAUUCGGAGCCGGUCGGAUUUUAUGGUCUGAAAGAUGGUAUUCUGAUGAGAACAUCGAAAGAUCCCAAUUAUAAAAUUGAUUGGGAAUCAUUCAACAAAAUCGAUAGACAUCAAGUACAGAAGGAAUCAAUCGAAGAAAAUGAAAGUGCUAUUGAGGAUGAAUUUGACACAACCAUACAAGGUCCAUGGAUGAAGAAAUGGGAAAUAGUUCAUGUCAACAGGCAUAUAUUAGAGCAUAGAAAGAAAGAAGGAAACCCAGAAACGUGGACAAAAGCAUAAAAUAUAGAUAUGCUACUGUGGACUGUAUUUACUAUUUACUUUUCUCAAACUCCGAAACAAUGGUUAUGUCGUCUCUGCUAUGUCAGUUUCGCAAAGUGGCAUCGCCAUUAUUUUACUGUGUAUUGCUUACUAUGAAUUCAAAUAUAUUGAAGAUUAUUUUUUUUGUAUGUUUCAUUGCAAUAAAUCAUGUCAUUUAAUCAUUAAAAAUCAAGAAAAUAAUGCAUACUAAAACUCUUG
Molecule: messenger RNA, 1447 nt
Organism: Mytilus trossulus (common blue mussel)
Lineage: Eukaryota; Metazoa; Mollusca; Bivalvia; Mytilida; Mytilidae
Exons: 9
Coding region: 86-1210 (374 amino acids)
Source: RefSeq, a predicted model, not a curated record